AGAGUACAAGUUAUGCUUGCUGCAAGAAGUUCUUUUAUUGCGUCUAAGUGUGACGACAAAUUUUUGUAUCAUUUUUCUGCACUUGUGGACUACUUGAAAGCAAGAAGCUUUGUGAAAGAAACACAAGUUUAUGAUCGCACGCUUGAGAGAGCUUCCGAAUUGGCACAGUCGUUACGUGAUAAAAUUUUCUCGGUGCGAAGAACAAAUCCCUUAGAAUCUGGCAAGUUGUCCAGUACUUGAGGACUAUCCUGAAGUUGUCAGUUGAUUGAUUCACAGUACUGGAUUUUGAUCAACUUGAACUUGUUAUGAACAGGUGGUAUAUCAGAGAAGUACGAAGAUCGUAGUUGUAUCGUUGUCAAGGAUAUUUUGAUAUCAUUCGAAAUUUUUGUGAGAACAUAUUUGUUGAUAUCGCGGAAAAAAAGCCCUUUUAUUUCAUAGAAUUGAAAGUUGUCAGAGAAGAUUGAGUUGCUCAUGCUUUCUUCAGCUCCACUUAAGUUGCGUGAUAAAGAGUAGGAGCUUGAACAAGGGAUCUAAGAGACGAUAAUGUUAUUUUCUGUUUUGAUGUCUUGUCUAUUGAUUCGUUUCUUCCAAAGGAAUUGGAAUGCAAUAUUAGAGGUUGACGAAUGCCAUUAACUUCUCAGAGUACACAAAGAAAUAUAGAUGAUAUUAACUAGCGAACAAGAAUGUGUAGUUAUCAUCAUAUUUUAUAUGUUUCAGAGUGCAUUCGUUAUUGUCUUUGUUUACGUGUUACUUGAGGGAGAGAUCAAGGACAUACACUCAUCUUACUGUAUGGGACUUUAUCAUAUUCCAUUCCACAUGAAUGAGAGGCUGCCCUAUGGUAAGCUAGUUUUCGUCUUAAAGAGUUUGAAGUUUAUCGUUUCUUGAUUAAUGUUUUGAUGCC
This is a messenger RNA of Galdieria sulphuraria, 901 nucleotides long. RefSeq lists its product as uncharacterized. The coding region runs from base 13 to 240 and encodes 75 amino acids. NCBI's taxonomy places the organism in Eukaryota, Rhodophyta, Bangiophyceae, Galdieriales, Galdieriaceae. The transcript has 2 exons. The record is from RefSeq and is a predicted model, not a curated record.